Messenger RNA from Lycium barbarum (goji berry), 1928 nucleotides. RefSeq lists its product as uncharacterized. Bases 905 to 1768 code for a protein of 287 amino acids. Lineage: Eukaryota; Viridiplantae; Streptophyta; Magnoliopsida; Solanales; Solanaceae. The transcript has 10 exons. The record is from RefSeq and is a predicted model, not a curated record.
UUGGUAUUUACCUACGUGAGCCACCAUUUUCCCAUGGUCAAUUAUAUGUCGCUUUAUCACGAGCCAAAAAUUCUAACUGUGUCAAAGUAUUAAUUAGACCGUCUACAGCUGAGGACAACGACGAUCACUCUACUUAUAAUGUAGUCUAUGAUGAAGUGAUUGAAAAGGCUUUUUCUGUGGAUUGAGCCUAUCAUUUGAUACAACACAAUAGUUGUUAUUUACCUUUUGGUAGUGUAUAGAACAUUGUCAUUGCUAUCAUUUUUUAAUAUAACAUAUAUUGUAUUGACAUCUGUUUGUUACGUAAUUGCAAAAUAGAUUGAGAUGGCAGUUAAAUCUACUAUCAAGUCAAUCACUCCAAAAACUGAGGAAUGGAUAUGCAAAAUUCAAGUAGUAGAUAAAUAUCCUCCCAGAGACAAGAAAGACAAAAGUGGAAAAUACCAACUGAUGCUUUUGCAAGACGAAGAGGAAAAUCAAAUUCAAGCCAUCAUUUGGAAUGUUGAUAUAAUGCAGUUUGACAAGUAUUUCAAACCAUUCCAAACAUACCUGCUGUCAGUUGCACAAGUAAAAGAACCGAAUCCUGCAUAUGCUAAUCCAUUCAACAAAUACAUUUGGACAAUUGACAGAAAUACUAUUGUUGAACCAAUUGAAAAAGUCAUUCCUCCAGAUAAUCCACUACCACCGCCAACACGAUUGGCUAUCACCCCUUUUGAGGCUAUUGAGCAUCAAAUGAAAGAUUUUGAAUUUGGUAACUAAAAAACCUUCAAUAUCUCAUUUGCAAAUUCACACUCUAUUUUUUACUUAUUCAUUUAUUGUUUUUUAAUCUAAAUAUGUCCUUGGACUACUUAUUAAUGCUGGACUUGCAAGUAACGCAUCAAAUGGGAAGAAAUUUCAGGAAUUCAUCAUUAUGGAUACUCAAAAAAGGCCUAAAAAGCUAACACUUUGGGAGGACUCUGUCGAACAUUAUGGAAAUGAACUUUCAGAGAAAGUGAAACACUAUCCCGUCUUCCUGGCUAGAAGAGUGGUAAAAUCAUCAUCAGGGAUAUGGAGCAGAUACAACACAACAAUACUCUUACAUCCCACAUAUCCACAAGCUACCACAUUAGCUGCAUGGGCCAAAACAAUUCAACGACAACUCAUUGAGUACACAGCUAGAAGCAUGUCCCCAGAAGGCACUCUUCUUUUUGUUCCCUUUGAAGAAGAAUCAAUAUUCAUAUCCGAUAUCCAAAUGCAGCCACAGGGACAAAUAUUCUAUAUUGACGGUCAACUUUCACUGAUAAAUGAAGACCAACAUUUCUGCUCCAUGGCGUGUGAUGUGCCGUGUAAUUUGAGCGUAUCAGCGUGCUCAGAUUGUAAAUUGCCAUUUUUAAGAACUACUACACCAAGGCCAAUCUACUGCAUUCAGUGCGAAAGAUCCACCCAACUUAUUCUCAGAAUCCAAUUUGAAGUUAUGGUCAUGGAUCACACUGGUAGCACAGUAGCCUCCAUCUCGGAUCAAUCAGCAACGAAGAUGUUGAACCUCACUGUACAAGAGAUUUAUGACAUCUGCCAUGCACAGGUUUUGCCAACAAGUUUUUGGAGCACAUCUUUUUGCCAAUGCACUGUCAAGCCACUAUCUUUUUGCCGCAAGACUGCCUUUUUGAAAAGCUACAUUACAACCAUAUGUGACCCCCCUGCUUUAAAAAGGUAUUUUGUCAACCAUGGCGUUGCACAACUACAACAUGCAGGAUUACUACUAAGAAAAUACUUUUUCUGUAAAUAUGUAGUAUAAAUGAUGUAUAUAUGACAGUGCAAUCAUCAAUGUAAUAGACAAAUGUAUAUAUGCAUAAACAGUGCAAACUUAUUUUAGUUGUCUUAUACUAUCUUACUUCAUUACUUACAAUAAUCUUCUUACUGUUGGAUAUUUUAAAUCAUCCCUAAAUAUUGUCAAA